GCUAUCCUCCUCCAUUCUCCGUCUAUUCAAAGUUGCUAGUUUCCCUUUCAAUUACUCUCUCUCUCCACUGCAAGGGGAGUUUUUAAUGGUUGCGUGAAGAAGAAGUUUGGUAUAUUGGUAGUGUUUUAUUGAUAUCGCUCAGUUUUUCUCGAAAUGGGCAAGAAAGAACAGAAACAGCUUAGAGAUCACAAGGGUAACGAAAGAGUUGAGGCUGUUCUCGAGCUUCUAAGGAAACAAGCUCCACUCACAGUGAAACAGGAGAAGUUCUGCAACAAUGCCUGUGUAGAGCGCUUUCUGAAAGCAAAAGGUGAUAAUGUGAAGAAGGCUGCUAAGCACCUGAGGGCUUGCCUCUCUUGGAGAGAGAGUAUAGGCACUGAGCAACUGAUAGCAGAUGAGUUCUCAGCUGAGCUCGCUGAAGGAGUUGCCUAUGUGGCUGGGCAUGAUGAAGAAUCCAGAGCUGUUGUGAUUUUUCGCAUUAAGCAAGAUUACCAGAAACUCCAUUCUCAGAAACUGUUUACUCGGCUGCUAGUUUUUACGCUUGAGGUGGCCAUAGGAUCCAUGGCCAAAAACGUUGAACAAUUUGUACUCCUCUUCGACGCAAGCUUUUUCAGAUCAGCAUCGUCUUUUAUGAACUUAUUACUGGCGACACUGAAAAUUGUGGCCGAGUACUAUCCAUGCAGGCUUUACAAGGCUUUCAUAGUAGACCCACCUUCCCUAUUUUCUUAUAUAUGGAAGGGUGUCCGUCCCUUUGUUGAGCUGUCAACGGUCACUAUGGUGGUAUCGUCGCUGGACUUUGAAGAAUCGUUGGAGUUCAGUGACUUCUCUUCCUACCCACGAGCCUCAUCCCUUCGAUUCGAUCCUUCGUCAAUCAAAUCAACGGCCAAGAUUGGAUCGUGUUCUUCCUCAAGAUUUUCCUUCACCGUGUCCCACCAUUUUGACUCGCUCAAACCUUGGUACCUAACCUUGACGGACACAUCGACAUCCAAAUUUGAACCUACCAGCCCCUAUCCUCUGGGCCCGGCUUUAAUCUCUCCUCUCAACGGUAGGUCUCUCUCCUUCGCAUCACCGGCUGCCAGAACGCCACUCAGCACUCUCAACGGUGGAAGCUACGGCAGACCCACCAAGAAAAAUCUGUUCCCAUCAACUCCGCUGCCACAGCGAGUCACCGCGAGUGAGCCCAUAAAAAUUUCCCACCCGCGGACCCCACGGCCAUCGUUCCUCCAAUCACCGGCCAUGUUUUUCAAGAAGGAGUGCCACGUCAACAGAAACGAAAAAUCUCGAGAGUCGUUCUUCCCAUUUUUGAAGUUCUAUAGGCGACCGUAUGAUGAGAUGAUUUACAGGUCAAAGAUGCGGCCCCCACUUGGUGGUCUCAUCUCCAUCGUCUCUCCGCAUCUCAAACGUCGACACAUGUCGGUAUCGCAACGGUUCUAAGUGAAAAGAAGCCCAUGCAAGCUGAAAGCAAGAGAGAGAGAGUACAUAGGAGUGUUUUUUUAGUAUUUUACUAUUACACUAACUAAAGUGUGAAAUGUCAAUGGCAGUGAAACAAGUGCUAAUAAUUGAUUAAUUAUUUGUUGAAAUGAUGCUUGAUUAAUUAAUUAAUUAAUUAGUAGAUGAUUCAUGGUUGUGCA
Manihot esculenta (cassava) is the source of this 1628-nucleotide messenger RNA. RefSeq lists its product as uncharacterized. The record is from RefSeq and is a predicted model, not a curated record. The coding region runs from base 154 to 1431 and encodes 425 amino acids. The transcript has 7 exons. NCBI's taxonomy places the organism in Eukaryota, Viridiplantae, Streptophyta, Magnoliopsida, Malpighiales, Euphorbiaceae.